AGUUCAAACUUGUGCAGAUCCUAACAAAUUACGAUUCUAUGUGAUUUUAUGAAUCUAACUGAAUUCUACUGUGAUUAGCGGAUUAGCAGCCUCAUUUUAUCAUCUCUGAUCUAUAUAUAAUCUUUAGUUAUGAACAACGGACGAAAAUUAGAAUUUCCUGUUGUAAGAACAAUUCUUUGGGAUCACAAGGCCGCAGGAAAGUCUAUAGAGAUCGGACCUUUUCCGUCAGAAUAUCCUUGUAUUAACAUAAAUGAAUCAACUUUAUCAAUCAUAAAAUCCAUAAGAGAUAAGUCAAAAAUUACCAAGUUUGUUCUUAUUGGCUCUUUGCAAAGGGAACUUGAUCAUAGUUUAACAAUUGAGAUUGAACGGCAUGAAACAGAAAAUGAUAUGAAAAAGAUGACAACUUUACAUGAUAUGAUGUAUAUUCCUUGUUAUGUUCAAUCUACGAAUGGACCACUUCCAUUUUCCAGCGAUGAUUACUCCAAAUCAAUAGAGGCUCUACACAAGCGAUGUAAAACGAAUCAGAAAAUAUCCUUUUGUCAAUUUUUUCAUCCUUUGGUAGCAUUGCAAAUUGGAGACGGUCUGGAGAUUCGAUCAGACAUGGUCUAUCCUGAUGUUUCUUUUACAGCCAUACCCAUACAAAAUGUGCCACUAGUUCCAUCAGCAUUAGCCAAGAAUUUAGCCUCACCUUACUGUAGGAGUUAUGUUUUGGGUGAAGCCCAGUCUGGAUAUUUGUCAAUGGAUCAGACUAGAAAGGUUUUAUUAAUAUUGGAAUCAGAUCCUAAAGUAUCAAGUUUACCAAUUGUAGGAAUAUGGAUUAGCGGCGUAGCUACUAUAUCUGAUCCUUUUGUAUGGGCGUGUUGUUGCAGAUACCUGUUUUCCAACAUAAAGAAUAGGGUACACCCUCUAUCUGAACCCUUUCUUGUCAUCCUUUAUUCAACUGAACAUUCAGAAAGAGAAGUGUACGAUAUAACUCCAACUGGAAGUAAAACGUCACUUGGUUUUGAUAUAUUAACAUUAAGCGAAGAUUUAAGACAAAAUCAAAAAACUUCAUUUGAUUCAAAUGUACAUAUGCUACAAUUUGAAAAGGAAAAAACUAUGUCCAAACGAGCAUUGUUCGGUUCUUGUUUGAAGAAAUAUGAUGAAAAAAUGAAAAAUGAAAUGGAGAAAAAUCUCAGCGUUUCUCUUAAAAGUGCUAUGUUGGAUGAUUUGAUGCCCCAACCUGCUGUUGAAAGAGACUGGAAUAAGCCAAUUCAAAUGAAAUCUGAAGUUCCAGAAGUAACUCUGCUGCAGGAAUGUACGCCUGAACCUAAAAUUCAAAUGAGAAAACUUCGUCAAGAAUACGAUAUAGAAGAUGAAUCUGUACCAAAACCUCCACUAAUGAAACAUAAAACAACUAGAAAAUCUUUAAGUCCAUUAAACACUUCAACUAAUAACAAAAGCAUAUCAAAAAAGCUUGAAAAUGAGGAACCCGAACGGGACAAUCAUCAUAACGAAACUAAACAACAAGUCCCUAGUGAAUGGCUAGAUAUCUUGAAAAAACAGAAUGACGAGAUCAAAUAUUUAAGGUCUCAGGUUGAAAAAUUAGUGAUGGAACAAUCGAGAAGGGAAAAUGUGCAAGAUGCGUCAGUUCAAAGUACUUUGGAUAGGAGUCACAUAGAAAACCGUUCAAUAGGUGUAAAUACCUCAAUUUUAGAAAAUCCAGGUGAAAAGUCAAACGUAUUUAGCACACCAUUAAAUCAAGCUGUAUUUAAAGAAGCCAUUCAAAAUGGACAUUUAACGUCCAGUCCUCACGACCUGUUGAAAAGUAACGCAACAUUUGGAGAUUUAAGAAUAGACAGCGGUAGCUAUGAAACAACUAGGUCGGAAAGAAUUAUUGAUAUGCCCGACUUUAAUAAUCUGUCAUCGGAAAGAUUUAACCAAUCCGUUGCUAGUCCACUUUUAGGUGAAAGCGUUAGUAUGUAUCAACAAGGAGGAUUACAAGCUGUUAUGCCUCAUUUUGAAGAAAAAGAAUCCCAGCCACCGUCGUCGAAACUCUUUGAUGAAGAUUAUAGCAGUUUUUCUGAGUCGGAAGAUGAAAAUAUUGAAAAUUCCCCUCCAAAGAAUAGGACAGCGUCACGUGGCUGUUCACCUAUAAAAUCUUUACAACAAACACCACAGAAACUGUCAUCUAAUAAUACAACAAUCGACAUUGCUGCUAAAACUCGGAAAGAAUUAGAAGCGCUCGGCAUAUGCUUUGAUCCAGAUAAUGUAAAUUUUAGUUUUAAACCAGCUCCGGAUGGAACGCUUUACCUAGAUACAGCUCUCUUACCAAAGGUACAAUACACAUCUCUCCUACUCUCUUCUUCCGAGUGUGAUGAUGCUGAUAGUCUUGCAUUAAAAUAUUUAAACGAUGCCGAAUUGACAACUUUAGCAAGAGGUGAAAACAAGAUUAUAGAACCAACUAUCUUUCAAUCAAAUAAUAUGUCAUUUGCAACAAGAAAAUAUAUGGAAAGAUACGGUUUAGUAAAUGGAAAAGCAAAUAUAGAAUCUCCAACAAAAGAUGGCGGCACCUUAUCCCAAAGAAAUAGCUUGAAACCAAGUACAUGUCCAAAUACACCAUUAAAUAGAGAUAUUCCAAAACUUGAAGAUCAGAGACAUGAUUCUAGAUUAUUAGAUAUAGAAAAAUUAAAAGCACUUCCUCAAUUAUUAUAA
Molecule: messenger RNA, 2694 nt
Organism: Dimorphilus gyrociliatus
Lineage: Eukaryota; Metazoa; Annelida; Polychaeta; Dinophilidae
Source: the annotation of a GenBank genome assembly